AUGGAGAAGAUAUCUCUGAAUCUGUUCCGCAGUCUCAGUAACAUAGAUCAUAUUCCUCUCUCAGAGGCUGAGAACUUGCUGUCUUCAUUUUCUGAUUUCAUGGUCACUUACUCUGUGAAUCUGCCACACACCCUCCCAAAUGGGAAGAAGAAAGGGAAGGCAGAAUGGAAUGCUGAGGUUAGUCAGGCUUAUAAGCUGGCUAAGGAGUCUCGGAAGACCUGGCUACUGACCGAAACCACCAAUAAGGACCAGGCCAAUGAAGACCGCAUCAUCGCAAAGAAGUCCUUCAGAAAGUGCUUACGACAGUCCAGAGCGCAUUUGAGGAACAAUCUUCUCUCUGAAAUAGAAUCUGCCUCUGCGUCAAACAGCAAGCUAUUUUAUUGUCUUGUCAAAAUGAAUCGUGGCUCGGACUCUUUGCAUCGUGAAGUUGAUCAUCUCUCCUACGGUGACCAUGAUUACAAAGGUGAUGAAAUGCUUCUUGGCUGGCAACUUUAUUUCACUGCCCUUUCCUCUGAUGGCUCCAACACCUCUCACAUAAGCUCCGCUCAAGGACAAUCUCUGGCAGUUUUCCUGCCCCAUGAGGAUUCCUCUGCUCCUGAGUUAAGACAUGGUAUCCAACUUACAUCACAAGACCUGGAUGAGGCCAUCAAGCAUCUAAAGUUGGGCAAGGCUGCUGGCGAGGACAAUGUUUCUCCUGAACAUCUGAAGCACCUGGGUGACACAGCUCGUCGUCUUCUACUUGCCCUGUUCAACACCUUUCUACAUCAUGCCCACUGCCCGAAAAUCUUCAAGCAAGGCCCCAUUCUCCCUCUUCACAAGGGUAAAGGGAAGGAUCCACAUGACCCAAGGAACUACAGAGGCAUUACUCUUACAUCUGUCCUAUGCAAACUUCUAGAACUCUGCCUCAAACCACAACUGAUACGUCAGCUCUACAUCAGCGACACACCCGAUGAACUCCAGUUUGGUUUCAGAAAGGGAUUCUCAUGUGCCCUCAGAUCCAUCUCACCUGAGUUGAUCAUCGAACUGAACACUGCACAUAAAUUCCCUACAUAUCUUGCUCUCUUGGAUGCAGAGAAGGCCUUUGAGACAGUGUGGCAUAGAGCCUUAGAGGGCUCUUCGAGAAGCUUAAGUCAUCUCAUCUAG
Lytechinus pictus (painted urchin) is the source of this 1143-nucleotide messenger RNA. RefSeq lists its product as uncharacterized. The transcript has a single exon. Lineage: Eukaryota; Metazoa; Echinodermata; Echinoidea; Temnopleuroida; Toxopneustidae. The coding region runs from base 1 to 1143 and encodes 380 amino acids. The record is from RefSeq and is a predicted model, not a curated record.